UUUCUUGAAAAAAUCGGGAGUCCAAUAACCACUUCAAAGAAGCAGAUUAGUCCUAUUUUUGAAGAAAUAAUAUUGAUUAAAUCUCAUAUAAAUGAAAAUAAUGGAAAUAAUGAAAUUAAAAUAACACAAAUAGUACCUACUGAACUGAUCAACAACGCUCGUCCCAAGGCCAAUGAUCAAUACGGAAAUGUUCUAAAAAGAUUGUGGCAGACUUCGGGAAAACAUGUCGCUUGUAAACGAUUUGAUACUCAACAAACUCAAAAAUUCCAAGAUCAACUUGUUCUCCUGAAAAAAUUAAAUAAUUGUUCAAGUAUCAUCAAAUUUCAUGGACUUUCAACUUUAGAUAAAUGUACAGUUAUAGUUUAUGAAUGGAUCGAACGAGGAAAUUUGAAAAUAUUGUAUGAAAAAUUCUCUAUUGAUUGGUCUUCCAAAUUGGAUAUUUCUGUUGGGAUUUGCCGUGGGCUUCUUUUUUUACAUGGAUGUGAUAUCAUGCACCAUGAUGUUCGAUGUGAAAAUAUUCUUAUUACCGAAAAUUUGGAGCCCAAGAUCACAAAUUUUAGAUUGUGUCGACCAAUACAUGACGAUAAAGAAUUCAGGAACGUAUCUGAUCCUCCUGAACAUUGGAUGGCUCCUGAACAAUUUCGAAAUGACAAAAAA
Molecule: messenger RNA, 657 nt
Organism: Racocetra persica
Lineage: Eukaryota; Fungi; Glomeromycota; Glomeromycetes; Diversisporales; Gigasporaceae
Source: the annotation of a GenBank genome assembly